UACAAUACAGCUGUUCAAUCAAACUAAAUGUGAAAAGAAACAAACUAAAAUUUUUUAAAAUUUAUUUCAAAAAACUCUAAAACAACAAGCAAAUAUAGAUAUAUUAUAAAGAUUAUUAGCAUUAAGAUUAAAAAAAAUAAUUUGUUGCUAACAAAAUAAAUCAUACAUUCAAAGUAUCUUGGUAAAACGUGAAAGCAAUGGGACGUUUCAAAAUCUAUGAUCCCAAACAAAUGGUAAGGAUUUUGAAAGACCCCAAAUAUGCUAACUGUUUGCUUUGCGAGAAAAAGUUAAAAAAUGUUAUGGGUAAUAUUAAAAGACACUAUGAACAAAUCCACGAUAUGGUAAUAAGUGCAAGUGGAAAUAAGGAAGAUAAAAAAUCCCAGCAAAUUGAUGUUGAAUAUAAACCUCUAAAUGCAGUUGCAAAAAGAAGGGAAGAAGAGGCACUUCCAGCAAAUAAUUCAAAUUAUAAAAAAAUUAAAGUAGAAACGAAAGAAACUCAAACUAAUAAUAUAUAUUCGCUGCAACAGACUGACGCCAAUACAUAUAUUAAUAAUAUAGAAAUAGCUGCUUUGGACUCAUGUCAUCAGGAGGAGCUUUUAAAAUUUUUUAUUGAAACAAAAACACUACUAAAUAUACCCUUAAACAAAUUUCAAGAUGGCAAUACAUUCCAAGAAGCCUUGCCAGCAAUGAAACAAAAUUUUAAACUUAAAUGUAAUUUGAAAACAGUUGGAGAACAUAUAGAUCAAAUUGCAUGUAAAUUACAGCAGGAUAUUAGUAAAAUUGUAGACAAUAGAUUACUAUAUCUUAAACUCGAUACGGCUAUCAAAGAAGAUAGUAAAGUAAUGCUAAUAAAUAUACAAUUUAUUAAAGAUUUUGAACUCAAGGUAUUUACACUAAGCGCUCUGGAAUUACCAAAUGAUAACGUGUCCCCUUAUUUAGAGAAAGUGAUACAAACCACUUUGGAUUACUAUCAGAUAGAUAUUAACCAGAUACUUUCUACAACCAAGGACAAUGCCUAUGUCAGAGAUUCCCUUCACAUAAAUGAGAACGUGGUAGAAAAUUUGCCGCAAAAAGAUGCAACUUAUAUUUAUCCUCCUACAAAUGAAUAUUGCCAACAUUUGUGUGAUCGAUUUCCCGGACAUGCUCUACAUUUUGCCGCAAGUGAUAUAAUACAACAGUUAAAUGAAAAUAUCAGUCAAAGUCGUGAUUCUGUUAAAAGAUUACGCUUGCAAAUGCCUGGUUUAAAUCUAAAACCUUUACCGGAACUUGACAGCUCCAUCAGUUGGUGUUCCGUUUAUGAUAUGAUUAAAUCUUUAUUGAAUAUACGUGACCAAAUUGAGAAUAAUAUGGAAUUAAUGGUAGAAGUUGAUUGGACUUUUGUUCUAAAAUUUGAAGCAAGUUUUAGACCAGUUGUUAACACGGUCAUAAUGCUGCAAACCGAUAAACAUUUUAUAAUGGGGGAUUUCUAUAGAGAAUGGCUAAUGUGUGAGUUGGAAUUGGAAGAGUUAGCUACUAGUAAUGAAUUAGCCUUAUAUUUGCUAGAAUCUUUACGUAAACGAAAAGAAGAUUUAUUUCAAAAUAAAAACUUUUUGGCAGCCCUAUAUCUGGAUCCAAGAUUUUGUCAUGCAGACACUAUACAUUUCAAAAAUAAGCAAAAGAAAACAGCAAUAGCUGAACUACUGCAAAUAUUCAAUCAAUUAAAAUCAGUAGAGAAUAAUCAAAAUGUUUCGAGCUUAUGUACAAAAUUUACAGAUCGCUAUGAGAAAUUAGAGAGGAAUAUAUUAGAAAAAAUGGAAAUGCCUACAGUUUAUCCACCAGCAUCUUUAAAUAUAAUGGACGGCCAAUGGCUAAAUGAAGCUUUAGAGAAAUUACAAUUUCAUGAAAGGCUACCCUUUAAUGCUAACAUUUUGGAUUAUUGGAAAGUGGUAAAAUAUAAAAAUCCUAUAUUGGCAAAAAUAGCGGAAAUAGCUUUGGCAGCUCCUGCUACACAGGUCACAAUUAAUAGAGCUUUAAAUGCUUGGCCAUUGACGUUUAUGAAACGCAAUACAAACUUAAGUUCAACUAAUAUAGAAAAUAUAUUGUUACUUAAACUGAACCAGGAUUUAGUUGAUAAAAUAUUAUUACAAACAUAAA
Molecule: messenger RNA, 2133 nt
Organism: Lucilia sericata (common green bottle fly)
Lineage: Eukaryota; Metazoa; Arthropoda; Insecta; Diptera; Calliphoridae
Exons: 2
Coding region: 198-2132 (644 amino acids)
Molecular function (GO): protein dimerization activity
Source: RefSeq, a predicted model, not a curated record